AUGGCCUCUCCUCAAGUACAAAAAGAGGACGAGAAAUCCCCCUCCUGCCCCAUCUGCAAACAACCCUUCGUCACAUCCCUUCAAGACGUCCGUAAUGCAAUCGGCCAGGCGAUGUCCCAAGGCACCGCGGCCACCGCCAGCUGGGAGUUCGACGUCGCAUUCAGGCUUGGCUGCGGGCACGUAAUGGGAGCCAUGUGCCUCUAUCGCUGGCAGCAAGACUACCAUUUUACAUGCCCGUACUACACAAAAGAUCUGCGCGUGCCGAGCAAGGAAGCGCCGGAGGAGAGAUGGGGCAUCCCAUGUGAUCUCGUGGAGUGGUGGGUCGAGCAAGGGAUCGAGGUGUGGGAAGACGGGCGGCGCAAGGAGUACCAUUUCAGUAUGAUGGCUCGGGGUUCGUGGACUCCGGGGGAGAAGCUGCGGCGGGAGCGGGAGAGAGCUCGGGCGAGAGAGCUUGCGCGGCUGGCGGAGGAGAUGAAGGCGCUCGAGCGAAGGAUCAUCUUUAAUCGCGCGAUGACUGCCGCGUUUGGUAUUGCGGUGUUUGGGGUGCUGGUGGUGGGCGUGACGAAAGAGAUGGUCGGGACGCAUGACCUGCUGGGGAUGAUGGUGGCGUUGUGGUGUGCACCGUUCGCGAUGUGGAUUCGGUCGAAGUUGCCCUGA
Mytilinidion resinicola is the source of this 657-nucleotide messenger RNA. RefSeq lists its product as uncharacterized. The record is from RefSeq and is a predicted model, not a curated record. The coding region runs from base 1 to 657 and encodes 218 amino acids. The transcript has a single exon. Lineage: Eukaryota; Fungi; Ascomycota; Dothideomycetes; Mytilinidiales; Mytilinidiaceae.